Messenger RNA from Stegodyphus dumicola, 2184 nucleotides. RefSeq names its product disks large 1 tumor suppressor protein-like. Gene Ontology annotation, molecular function: protein kinase binding. Gene Ontology annotation, cellular component: neuron projection; neuromuscular junction; basolateral plasma membrane. Gene Ontology annotation, biological process: chemical synaptic transmission; establishment or maintenance of epithelial cell apical/basal polarity; receptor clustering. The record is from RefSeq and is a predicted model, not a curated record. Lineage: Eukaryota; Metazoa; Arthropoda; Arachnida; Araneae; Eresidae.
UGCUGGGUUAGGUUUCAGCAUAGCUGGUGGCACUGAUAACCCUCAUGUUGGUGAUGAUCCUAGCAUAUUUAUAACAAAAUUAAUUCAAGGUGGUGCUGCUGCUGCAGAUGGCCGAUUACAGGUGAAUGAUAUUAUUUUAAAAGUAAAUGAUGUUGACCUUAUUGACAUACCUCAUUCCAUAGCUGUUGAUGCAUUAAAACGUGCAGGCAAUAUGGUUCAUCUGCUUGUAAAAAGGCAUAGAAUAUCUCCUCAAAUAGUAGAAAUAGAAUUAUUAAAAGGCAACAAAGGCUUAGGUUUUAGUAUUGCUGGUGGUAUUGGUAAUCAACAUGUUCCUGGAGACAAUGGAAUUUAUGUUACAAAAAUCAUGGAUGGGGGAGCUGCACACAUAGAUGGAAGGUUAGAAGUAGGGGACAAAUUAAUAGCUGUUGGAGAUACAAACUUAGAAAAUGUUACCCAUGAAGAAGCUGUUGCAACUCUAAAAGCAACAACUGAACGUGUAGUUUUAACUGUUAUUAAACAAGCUGCUGGCAGUCUGUUUAGGAAUCCAUCUAGAAAUCCAUCUCCAUUACCAUUAGCUAACAUAAUUCCAACACAAGAAGUUAUAAGGGCAAAAAGCAUCACACCUCCUUUAAAUGUGCCAGCGGAGUAUCCUUUAGAAUCACCACCUGAUGAUCAGCCUCUUCCAAGAGCAGCUACUAUAGAAGAUUUCACAAAGGAGCCUCGGAAAGUGGUUUUAUCCAAAGGAGCUACCGGACUAGGUUUCAAUAUUGUAGGCGGUGAGGAUGGCGAAGGAAUCUUCAUUUCCUUUAUCCUUGCCGGCGGUCCAGCAGAUCUGAGUGGAGAUGUCCGGAGAGGAGACCAAAUCAUAUCGGUGAAUGGCAUCGAUCUUAGGCACGCCACCCACGAACAAGCAGCAGCCGCCCUAAAAGGUGCCGGCCACACUGUCACAAUGCUGGUGCAGUAUCGUCCAGAAGAAUACAACCGGUUUGAAGCAAAAAUUCAUGAUCUCAGGGAGCAGAUGUUAAAUAAUACUUCUGGCAGCUUACGGACUUCUCAAAAAAGAUCGCUGUACGUUAGAGCAUUAUUUGAUUAUGAUCCAUCUAAAGACAGUGGACUGCCAAGUCGUGGCCUUCCAUUUGGUUUUGGAGAUGUUCUUCAUGUAACUAAUGCAAGUGACGACGAGUGGUGGCAAGCUAGAAAGGUUUUAUCAGACGGAGAAGAGGAAGGAAUGGGCAUCAUACCAAGUAAAAGGAGAGUUGAAAGAAGGGAAAAGGCUAGAUUAAAGUCUGUUAAAUUUCAAGGAAGGAAUAGUUUUUCAGAUGGGAAGAGUACACUAGAGCGGAAAAAGAAAAAUUUUUCCUUUUCAAGGAAGUUCCCUUUUAUGAAGAGCAAAGAAAACAGUGGUGAUGAUAGUGAUAAUGAUCAAGCUCCUAAUAUAUCUGCCAGUGAUAGUGAAGGCGGAAGUAUCCGAGGACCUGAUGAGCCCAUACUUUCUUAUGAAGCUGUCACUCAAGAAAAAAUUAGUUAUGCCAGACCAGUAAUUAUACUUGGACCUCUAAAGGACAGAAUAAAUGAUGAUCUAAUAUCAGAAUAUCCAGACAAAUUUGGCAGCUGCGUUCCUCAUACUACACGCCCAAAACGAGACUAUGAGGUUGAUGGAAGGGAUUAUCAUUUUGUCUCUUCAAGGGAGCAGAUGGAAAGAGAUAUACAGAAUCAUAUGUUCAUUGAAGCUGGACAGUAUAAUGAUAAUUUAUAUGGCACUAGUGUUGCUUCUGUAAGAGAAGUUGCUGAAAAGGGCAAGCAUUGCAUAUUGGAUGUCAGUGGAAAUGCAAUUAAACGACUUCAAGUUGCUGGUCUUCAUCCCAUUGCUAUACUUAUAAAACCUAAAUCUGCAGAGUCUGUAAUUGAAAUGAAUAAGCGCAUGACAGAAAUGUCUGCUUUGAAAGCCUACGAAAGAGCUCUGAAGUUAGAGCAAGAAUUUGGUGAAUAUUUUACAGCUAUUGUACAAGGUGACACACCUGAAGAAAUAUACAGUAAAGUCAAGCAAAUAAUAAGAGACCAAGCUGGUCCCACUAUUUGGGUCCCUGCUAAGGAAAAGCUGUGAUGCAACAUGACACAUAUCUUAGGUCUUUCAUAAUUUCUGUGAAUGGACAUUUAACUGAAUAAAUCAUCAAAAUGUGCAAG